This is a messenger RNA of Rhineura floridana, 4059 nucleotides long. RefSeq names its product coenzyme Q4 (gene COQ4). NCBI's taxonomy places the organism in Eukaryota, Metazoa, Chordata, Lepidosauria, Squamata, Rhineuridae. Bases 174 to 1025 code for a protein of 283 amino acids. The transcript is spliced from 8 exons. Gene Ontology annotation, biological process: ubiquinone biosynthetic process. Gene Ontology annotation, cellular component: mitochondrial inner membrane; mitochondrion. The record is from RefSeq and is a predicted model, not a curated record.
ACCGCCGAUACUGCGCCCCCUCUUGGGCGUCGCCAUCUUGGGCCCCGCAGAAAAAGUCCUCCUCCCGGCGGGAAGGGACAGAAAGUUCGGAGGAAGCAAAGGAAAGGAGGGAGGCGCCGCGCAGCAACCAGGAAAUAUAUACACCCAGGGCGAGAUUGCAUGGAAGUGAAGGUAUGGCGUGGAGCUUGUUGCUGCCCAGGAGGGCUCCGAGUCUCUUGCCUCGUGUGGCGGAUCUGAGAAGAGUGAUUGAUCCCUGCGUGAUCAGAGGUACGGGAUGCCAGCUCUGCCAUAGUGGCCAACCGUCAGCUGCUGACAGCCCCAUGGGAAAAGAAAAAUGUCAUCCGUUGUAUCCAGGGCACCUCCCCACCAGCCCCCUGCAGAAAGGCCUGCUGGCAGCUGGCUCGGCGUUCAUGGCUCUCUACGAUCCCUACCGGCAUGAUAUGGUGGCCGUCCUUGCGGAGACGACGGGUUACCUAGCUCUGAAAAAACUCAGAGACAGGAUGAGAAAUGACCACGAGGGAUAUCGGAUCCUACAAGAACGCCCUCGGAUACGCCUCUCCACAUUGGAUGUCGCUGGACUCCAGGCGCUUCCAGAUGGGACUCUCGGCCGGGAAUAUGUUCGGUUUUUGGAUGAUAAUAGGGUUUCUCCAGACUCAAGGAUGCCUGCCAAGUUUGUAGACGACGAAGAAUUGGCCUAUGUGGUCCAAAGGUACAGAGAAGUCCAUGACCUGAUGCACACCCUUCUUGGCAUGCCCACCAACAUGCUCGGAGAAGUCGUGGUGAAGUGGUUUGAGGCAGUCCAGACUGGCCUGCCCAUGUGCAUUCUGGGAGCAGCAUUUGGCCCAGUCCGUCUUAACGCCCGGAGGCUGUAUGUCCUGUCCACCGAGCUUAUUCCGUGGGCUGUUCAGAGUGGAAGCAAUGCCAACUGCAUCCUGAAUUUCUAUUACGAGGCACGCUGGGAGCAAACUGUAGAGUCCCUUCGCCAGGAAAUUGGCAUCUUGCCACCCCCGGCAGUUCAAGUGUGAAUUCGUAUUGGCAGGGGGGAAGAGAAGCAGGCCUCACCCCUGGCAGAUCAUGCGGCUGAUGAGGAAGCAGUUGAUUAAAUAGAUUUAAACUCUUGGAAGUUAAACACAGCUUUUCUUUGGGCAGCUGGGCAGCUGUGGUUUGGCCAGGCAGAAAGUGAUUUCCCUACCCCUCCAAAAAGAGACUGUGAAAUACAUCAAAACCAGGUAAAACAGUGUUUAAAACACAAAACCCAUUCAGCCACAUGAACAGAAGUAAAAAGACUGGGAAGAUGAGAACACCAGCAGAGAGGAGAUUUCAAACUCUAAAAGGCGGAUUGUACAUUAGAUUGCUUCAUUAUUUAUUGAUGCUAUUGAACUCAGUGGUGUGAUGGUCCUUAUCUCAUUCAUCUUCACAACGGUCCUGUGAGGUAGGUUCUUCACAUAUUCCCAUUUUAUAAGCCUUCUGUGGACACUCUCAAAGUGCUAUCUUGCCCUGUGCUUGGAAGAGGGCUUCUGUUAGAUCCGCUCGAUCAGCUGAUUCUGAACUUCAGAAGCCCCAUUCAAGCGCUGAAGAAAACAGUGCUUUGAAAGAGGUGCCUGAAGACCUCUGCAGGCAAAAAGGGUGACUGACAUCUUUGUCAUGUCAAACUUGACCCGAGAAGGGCAGGAGAGAGAACAAUUUGGCCUGCUGGCCUAGAAAGGUUCCCCACGUAUGUUAAAGACAGAAAUGAGGCUGAGGGCAGUUAAACCAAGGGCUGCAUUCCCUCAACGGUAACCUUCCAGUGGUGGGUGGAGUCAGAGGCCAAAAGUGGGUGAAGCAAUGGGUGCACCUCUUACCUUUGUACCAUAGCCUACACUCCAGCCACACAAAAGGCAGAGUACACCCCUCACUCGCAUCUCUCCAUCCAGACUAGUAUAGCUGCUUUCACACUUAUUGCAUCAGCUUUUAAAUAAUAGCGCUUCUUCCCAAUUUCUAAAAAUCCUUUCGCAUUGCAGUUGCAUUAAGGAACUGUGGCUUUUUUGGCUGAUAUACAGGCAUUUCACGCAAAUUUCUUUCACGCCGCUGCAACGAACAGCGCCUUUUUUUCAUCCCAUGCAUGUGCAUGCAGUAGUUUCCCACUAUGUAGGAGCCCUAAGAUCUGGUCCCAUUGCCACGUGACCCCUCUCCCUUUAGCAUCUGAAAUUAUUUUUGUGGAGUGUCUGGAUAUGGGGGUGGGUGGAAAAGAGGAAGGGGAAGCUGCUGCCUACACUGGAAUACUGGUACAAUUUUCAUAAGGCAAAAAAAAAAAAUGGACACAUGCCUAAAUGAAGGGAACACAUUUCAUGCCGGGAUACCUGUCACAUGAGUGGCUGCAACUAGCGUAAAACUCACACGAUUUUCCAAGCUUGCAAAUGGAUUAUUUCUCGAAUCGUUUAUCAUGGAAAUUAGUACUAAACUUCCACUAAAUUCUGAAUUUAUUUAAUUCAGUCCAAGACCAGCAAUAAACUUCCACUAGAUUUCUAGAACUAGCAUUUGCAUUGUGUGAAAGAUCAAAUAAAAUGUGCAAAUUACCAGGUAAGAAAUCGUGCAGUGUGAAAGCAGCUUGAGAGUCAUUAAUGAUUACACUUCAAGGGCACAGUCCAGUCAGGCAAAAGCAUUGAAGGAGGGUGUAGAGCAAGCCCCGUCAUCAGGAAGACUUGUAACCUCAUGCAAAUUCUAGGUGGUUUUCUAAACAUUGUUCCAUAUUCCAUGACAAAAUGCUGAAAGACUCAGCUUUUAGUUGCUUCUCAACAUUCAUGGCUGCCUGGGAAAUUUUGGAUCACCCCAUGUAUUGUUUUUUCAAUAAAUCAUAAGAGGAGUGUAUUUAUUAGAAGUUUUUUCACCUUUCUCUUCAGCCAAAAAAGGUUCCCAAAGUGGUUUACAAAAAGCAAUAAAAGCAGUCCCUUCCCUCGUGCUUACUAUCUGAAAGGCAUGACACAAAAGGAAAAGGGAUUGUAAGGGAGGAGGGAAAAAACAGAUUCGGGCAUUAGUUCUGCAUUGCAAAGUUCUUAUAAUUCCUCCUACUGGGUGGAAGGGCGGAAUAUAAAUAAAAUAGUGACUAGAUUGACAAAAGUUACUGAUCUCUCAGCCGAGCCAAUAGAGUGGCUCUGCUUCCCUCCACUCCCUUGGAUGUAGUCUGACAUAAUUGCUGCUGCCAGGUGACAGCUGUGCCUGAUGGAUAUGGGUGCAUCUGUGAGACAGCUGGGCCAUUUUGAGGCUGUUUCCAUUGCCUCUUUUCCUAAACAUUUGUUACUCGUCUAGGAUUAUCUUGUGGUCUCUGUCACCCCAGCUUCUUGAAUUCUGAAAAAGUGAAUCAAUGUAGAUAAAUCUUGUGAAUGGCUAGAGUUUAUUUUGGAUGCUGAAUUUGAAAGGGUAGUGGGAGUUUGUCCCAGUUUCUAAAUACCUCGUCUUCCCUCGCCCAGACAUGGAGGAAGGGCUGUAGAUUAGCCUAGAGCAUCUGCUGUGCAUGCUGGAAGUCUCAGGUUCAGUCCCCUGCAUCUCUGGGUAGGAUUGGGAAAGACCCCUGUAUGAAAUCCUGGCGAGCCACUGCCAGUCAGAAUAGGCAGUGCUGAGGUAGAUGGACCAAUGGUCUGACUCUGUCUAAGGCAGCUUCCUAAGUUUCUAUCUACACAGCCUGCUGGUUACUGCUUUUAGCUAUAGAAGAAACCUAAGAAGGAGUAGUGAAAUGGUAACUCAUAAUUUGAUGCUCAUCACUCAGAAUCUGAAUUCUGAAUUUCAUCUGGCUGUGAUAGAUUGGAUUACCCAAUGGAAUGCAUGCAUUAUUUAUUUAUUUAACAGGAUUUGUAAACGUACUGCCUUCAAGUCGAUUCCGACUUAUGGCGACCCUAUGAAUAGGGUUUUCAUGAGGCUGAGUGGCAGUGGCUGGCCCAAGGUCACCCAGUAAGCUUCAUGGCUAUGUGGGGAUUCGGAUUUAUAUACUGCUGAAUUAUCAAAAACCCUAAGCGGCUUACACAGAAUAUAAAAUAUACAUUACACUUGCUAAUAAAAUCAGAUGUCAGAAACAAGCUAGCCUAA